Molecule: messenger RNA, 1757 nt
Organism: Coregonus clupeaformis (lake whitefish)
Lineage: Eukaryota; Metazoa; Chordata; Actinopteri; Salmoniformes; Salmonidae
Gene: c1ql3a
Product: complement component 1, q subcomponent-like 3a
Exons: 2
Coding region: 704-1471 (255 amino acids)
Molecular function (GO): protein binding
Source: RefSeq, a predicted model, not a curated record
UCCCUCUCUGUUCUUUCUUCUCUCUCUGUGCAGUGCAGACUACUGCGCCUACAACUCUGUAAACUACGCGCUCUGAUCAGAGGCACUCCGCUCUCCACACAGGGCUUGAGGACAUUACCAGCGGUUUAUGGAAGAGUGGUGCUUACACCUGAUAUGCUGCUUUUCUUUAACCAACUCUGGACUGUGUACACACUGGUAGACUUUUAGACAAUUUGGCUUUGGAUAUAAGCUGUGGAGCGUUGGAGAAUAAAGGAGAGGAAAGAGUGCGUUCUCCCGCCGAAGUGUUUUUUUGUGCUGCGCGUCCACACGUGGCUGCUUACAGCAGGGCUUUAAAGUACAGCCACCACCUCACAGAAAUGCUGAAGACAGUGUUUUUUUUUUUUUAUCACUGACGACUUAAAGCAGCCAGGAAAAGGGCUGAACUUUCCGAUUCGGUGAGACUUAAAUAAGCAAACAUCAGCACAAAAAGUAAAGAGCGGAAAGAAAAAAAGAAAAACUGACUCGCAGGGGGCUUGGCCCAAAACAAAGUUCAUUACCAUUAGCUUACCAACAAACCAAUAUUGGCUCUAUAAUUUUUUCUUUCUAAAAGCGUACCUCAUCAACCACCAAGAUUUCACCCAAAAGCAGACAAGAGGAUCGCCCUGCGCUGACGAGACUGGUCGGCAGGAAGCGGCUAAUAGCGGCUGGAGUGCUCGGAGUCGUCAUGGUGUUAGUGCUGGUGAUUCUGAUCCCAGUUCUGGUUAACUCCGCUGGAACUUCAGCGCACUAUGAGAUGCUGGGAACCUGCAGGAUGGUGUGUGAUCCAUAUGGAACCAAGUCACCGACCGCUACGGCAGACACGGUGCGAGCAGACAACAGCCUCAUGCAGUCUUUACCAACUUUUAUAACAGGUCCGAAAGGAGAACCGGGCCGCCCGGGGAAGGCUGGACCCAGAGGCAUCCCAGGUGAUCAGGGCCCGCCCGGUCCGAUGGGGCCACCCGGGGAGAAGGGGGAACCGGGACGGCCUGGACUACCGGGGCCACCGGGACCCAAUGCCGCGGCGGGGGCUAUCAGCGCGGCCACGUACAGCACCGUUCCCAAAAUCGCGUUUUACGCAGGCCUUAAAAAGCAGCACGAGGGCUACGAGGUGCUGAAAUUCGACGACGUGGUCACUAACCUGGGGAACCAUUACGACCCCACAACGGGGAAAUUUACCUGCUCCAUACCUGGGAUAUACUUCUUCACUUAUCACGUCCUGAUGCGCGGAGGAGACGGAACCAGCAUGUGGGCAGAUCUCUGCAAAAACAAUCAGGUUCGAGCCAGUGCCAUAGCCCAGGACGCUGACCAAAACUAUGAUUAUGCCAGUAACAGUGCCGUGCUGCAUCUGGAGCCUGGAGACGAGGUCUACAUCAAACUGGACGGGGGCAAGGCCCACGGGGGCAACAACAACAAGUACAGCACCUUCUCUGGAUUCAUCAUCUACGCAGAUUAGCUAACAGACCUAGCCUCAACCCUCAGUCAACCUACAGCCUCACCUCUCAAUCAUACGGAACACCCUCUCCAUGAUCUGUCCUAUAGCAACUAUAGUAACUAUAGGCCCUAGUUACUAAAGUUACUAUAGUGACUAAUACUAUAGCUGAGAGUUGAGGCUAUAGGACCUAGCCACAACUCUCAGUCCCUCCUACAACCUCAACCCUCAGUCACCUACUUACAGAACACCCUCUCCAUGUAUAGGACCUAGCCUCAACACUCAACCCUGAGUCACCUAAUAUCGCAAG